Messenger RNA from Salvia splendens (bonfire salvia), 2035 nucleotides. Its product is annotated as putative clathrin assembly protein At2g01600. The record is from RefSeq and is a predicted model, not a curated record. The transcript is spliced from 15 exons. Lineage: Eukaryota; Viridiplantae; Streptophyta; Magnoliopsida; Lamiales; Lamiaceae. Gene Ontology annotation, molecular function: 1-phosphatidylinositol binding; clathrin heavy chain binding; phosphatidylinositol-4,5-bisphosphate binding. Gene Ontology annotation, biological process: vesicle budding from membrane; clathrin-dependent endocytosis; clathrin coat assembly. Bases 157 to 1845 code for a protein of 562 amino acids. Gene Ontology annotation, cellular component: clathrin-coated pit; clathrin-coated vesicle.
AAUAAAAAAUAAAGAAAAGGAAAAACAAGGCGCCGUUCAAGACAGAUAAACAACCCCUCUCUCUAUAGUAACAGCAAGAGAGAGAGGCGCCAAUCGUCUUGUCUGGAUUCUAAGAUUAAUAAUAGAAGCCGAAGAUUGCGGCGAAUCUGAGCGGAAAUGGGGACACUUCAGACAUGGAGAAAAGCCUACGGCGCUCUUAAAGACCAAACCAAAGUUGGUCUUGCUCAUGUCAACUCCGAUUUCAAGGAUGUUGAUGUGGCGAUCGUGAAGGCUACAAAUCAUGUGGAGUGCCCUCCAAAGGAAAGACACCUAAGAAAAAUUUUGGUUGCGACAUCAGCAAUUCGACCUCGCGCUGAUGUUGCGUACUGCAUACAUGCACUUGCAAGAAGAUUGGCUAAGACACAUAACUGGACGGUUGCGUUGAAAACACUAAUUGUUAUUCAUAGAACAUUGAGAGAAGGUGACCCGACAUUUAGGGAGGAACUCUUGAAUUUUCAUCAGAGAGGCCGUGUCCUCCAAUUAUCCAACUUUAAGGAUGAUUCUAGCCCCAUUGCUUGGGAUUGCUCUGCUUGGGUGCGGACUUAUGCCCUCUUCUUGGAAGAAAGAUUAGAAUGCUUUAGGAUACUUAAGUAUGACAUUGAAGCCGAGCGCCUUCCUCGACCCGCACAAGGUGAAGAUAAGGGCUACAGUAGAACCAGAGACUUAGUUAGUGAAGAACUUCUGGACCAGUUGCCUUCUUUGCAGCAGCUUCUGUACCGUCUUAUUGGAUGUCGGCCUGAGGGAGCAGCUGUGAACAAUUACGUAAUUCAGUAUGCCCUAGCCUUGGUGCUUAAAGAAAGCUUUAAAAUAUAUUGUGCCAUAAAUGAUGGGAUAAUCAACCUUGUUGACAAGUUUUUUGAAAUGCCAAGACAUGAAGCCAUCAAAGCCCUUGAUAUUUACAAAAGAGCUGGUCAGCAGGCCAAUAGUCUUUCUGAUUUCUACGAAAUCUGCAAAGGGCUUGAACUUGCUAGGAAUUUCCAAUUCCCUGUGUUGAGAGUGCCUCCACAAUCCUUUUUGGUUACCAUGGAAGAGUAUAUAUGUGAAGCACCAAGAAUGGUUUCGGUUCCAAAUGUAGCCUUGGAGUACCCAGAAAGGUUGAUGCUGACGUACAAGGAAGAGGAUGUUCCUUCACCUUCUGAAGAGACAAAAAUUCCACAUGAGGAACCUGCAUCGGAACCCACUGAUGAAGUUGCUAGCUCAACUCCUGAGGCACCAAUCCCUCCACCUCUUCCAGCUAAAGUUGACACUGAUGAUCUGCUGGGAUUGAAUGCGGAUACACAAGCUGCAGCUGCGAUUGAAGAUAGCAAUGCUAUGGCUUUAGCCAUAAUCCCUUCUGGCACUACACCUUUUGACUCUGAUGCGUCUCAAGUGAAAAGUUUUGACCCUUCUGGGUGGGAACUUGCUCUGGUUACUACUCCAAGCACCAACUUAUCAUCACUUCAACAGAGCCAAUUGGGCGGGGGAUUGGAUUCACUUACCCUCGAAAGUCUAUACGAUGAAGGAGCAUAUAGAGCAUCCCAGCAGCCAGUAUAUGGCUCACCUGCUCCCAAUCCCUUUGAAGUCAGCGACCCGUUUGCUCUUUCUAACAAUGUUGCGAUUCCAACAGUUCCUCCAAUGGCUGGUAUGGCACAACAUCAAAUCAAUCCGUUCCUUCCAUUUCAGCCGCAGCAACAGCCCACCCAUUUAAUGACAACGCCUCAAAAUCCUUUCGGUGAUAUGGGGUUUGGAUCGUUUCCGGCUGCGCCUGCUCAUGAUCCUGCUCAUCCCCCGGCAACCAACCCUUUUGGGAGCACAGGCCUCCUAUAAAAAGGUGCAUAUAUGUUAGCAUGUAAUUUACUCGGCCUUAGUUGAUUUUGGUAUAUUUGAAGUGAGCGGAAGUUUGCUGCUGCUGAUAUAAACGGGAGUUGCUUUUUGAGCUCAGGUGAUGUAUACUUGAGUGUUGUAAAGAUAUUUUGUGCUUGAAAAUGCACUUCUUCAAACGAUGGUUCAUUGGUAA